AUGCUCGUCCAUGUCCCUGCUGUGGAGGCCAAAGAGAAGCAUGCUGCAAAGCAUUCAAUUCUGUCUGAGAAUCCAACAAUAAAGAGAAAGACCAUUGGUGAGGAAGAUGCAGUGAAAACUCAGAAAACUAUUUUAAUGGUUGGAAAAACAGGAUCAGGGAAGUCCACACUCAUUAAUGCUAUGGUCAAUUACAUGCUUGGAGUGAAACCUGAGGAUAAAGUCUGGUUUAACAUCACAGGGGAGGAGGGACAGAACCAGACUGUGAGUCAAACAGAACAAAUCACUGUUUAUGAUGUUUUUGUGAAGGAGUCCCCAAACUCUCUCACCAUCAUUGACACACCUGGAUUUGGAGACACUCGAGGGGUUAAGUUUGAUGAGAGGAUUUCUGAAUCUCUGCUCAGUUUAUGCAGAAUAGAGGAUGGAGUUCAUGAAAUUGAUGCUGUGUGUCUGGUGGUGAACACGUCUGAAAAUCGACUCUCCGAAAAAGAGCACUACAUUUUCAAUGCUGUUGUGUCUUUAUUUGGUAAAGACAUAGAGAAGAACAUAGUCUUACUCAUCACACAUUGCUGUGGAGGUCGUCCUGGCGCCCUACAAGCUAUCACUGCAGCCAAAAUCCCCUGUGCUCUAAAUAAAAAGAAUCAACCAGUCCAUUUUAAGUUUGACAACUGGCAAGAUCAGACAUAUGAUGAGAAAGAUGAGAAGGACUAUAAACAUGCCUGGGAACGAGGAGAAAAAAGUAUGAAAGACUUUCUGAAAUAUUUGGAGACCAUGGAGAGGAGAAACUUGAAGAUGACUGAAGGAGUUCUGAGAAAACGUGAGCAGCUGAAGGCUUGUUUCAAUAACUUACUGGAGCGUGUGCAGUGGACUGAACUGAAACAAGAGGAGUUAAAGCAGAAGAAGGAUGCCCUGGAGAAAUUCAAGAAAAAAGAUGAGGACUUUGAGGUAGAAAUUGAUGAGGUCUACAAAGAAAAGGUCCCCAUAAACCCACGCUGGUGGCACUGGAGCAAAAAAGCAACCUGCUGCACUGUGUGUGAGGAGAACUGUCACUACCCAGGAUGCUGGUGGGUCAAAGAUCUCUCAUGGUGCAGUGUGAUGGAAGAUGGGAACUGCACUGUGUGCACUAACAAAUGCCACUACACACAGCACGUUAAAGAGAGAACAAUAUAUGUGUCAAAGACCAGGAAGGUUAAAAAAACAAUGGAGGAUUUAAAAAAGGAAUAUGAGAAAGAUUUAGGAGAGAAAGAGAGUGUGGUGGCCAAACUUCAGGAUGAGAUAAUCAAGGCAGAAAAAGGCAAAAUCAGACUGGUUGAGGAAGCGUAUCAGUGCAUCAUCACUCUAGAGGAGACUGCACUGCAGCCUGACUCUUAUUCCACUCUUCUCCAUCUGGAUUUACUGAUUGAGAAGAUAGGGGAAACUGAGGAUGAGGAGAGAAUUCAGAAACUCAUUGAUAUAAAGAGGAGGGCCAAUGAGGUAAACAGGAGAGCAAUGACCUAUUACAGAGCAAUGAGUCAAGGAACUCAUGACAUCUGGCAAACGGGGAAAACACUCAUCAAGAAUAAGUGA
This is a messenger RNA of Chanos chanos (milkfish), 1563 nucleotides long. RefSeq lists its product as uncharacterized. The record is from RefSeq and is a predicted model, not a curated record. NCBI's taxonomy places the organism in Eukaryota, Metazoa, Chordata, Actinopteri, Gonorynchiformes, Chanidae. Gene Ontology annotation, molecular function: GTP binding; ATP hydrolysis activity. The coding region runs from base 1 to 1563 and encodes 520 amino acids. The transcript has 2 exons.